Molecule: messenger RNA, 654 nt
Organism: Metarhizium acridum CQMa 102
Lineage: Eukaryota; Fungi; Ascomycota; Sordariomycetes; Hypocreales; Clavicipitaceae
Source: RefSeq, a predicted model, not a curated record
AUGGAUAGGAGCUCAGGUGUCAACGAUGCCAGUGAAGUCAAAGAGAAACCGAUGAAAUUUCUGAUAGAACUAGAUUUUGGCACCACCUUUUCUAGUGUAGCCUCUACACUUGUCAACGCCGGGGAGCCUCAGAAAGAGAGUCUUUUCACGGAAUGGGGAGAGGGACUUUCUGGCGAUAAAGUGCCAAGAAUCCUCAGAUACGAAAAUGGGGACACUAUUAGUUCCUGCUACUGGGGCUUCGAAGCUGAGAAAAUGAGCUACCCGGAGGAGAAAAUCCAUGAAUGCUUCAAACUCGGCCUCUGUCCAGAAAUUGAGCCUUCUCCUGCCCUCGGUUCUGAAAAAGUACCCAGAAACUGCUCAUCAGAUAUCUUGGGGGUGAAAUCUGCAAUUGAUCGGCUGUACAGCGAGUGGGAGAGAUCUAUGUGCCUCGAGAAUAGAUUAUCACUACCUGCAAUGUGGAGCUACGGAGCACGAGAAACAACGCGCGAAUGCGCAGUAGAACCAUUUCCAGGAGAUCCGAGUAAGAAGGACGAGCUUUCCACGAUUGCUAAGCCUGAGGGAGCGGAGCUAUUUGCUCUAUCCAAUAUGCUUGGCAUCGGCUUCGAGGCUGGCGACACGUUUGUGAUCUGUGAUGCUAGUGGCGGGUAUUUAUAA